Molecule: messenger RNA, 427 nt
Organism: Acaulospora colombiana
Lineage: Eukaryota; Fungi; Glomeromycota; Glomeromycetes; Diversisporales; Acaulosporaceae
Source: the annotation of a GenBank genome assembly
AGCCCAAACGGUUGAUUUUGGUCUCAUCAGAGAAUAUAACGCGAGACCAGUCGUCGAUGGUCCAGUGCUGAUGGCGAAGGGCAAAUGCCAGCCGAGCCUUCCUAUGGACGCACGAGAGGAGUGGACGCUUCACCUUGACAAUGGCCCUAAGGCCUGCCCUCUUGAGGACAUUUCGAAUGAGGAGGUAACGGCAAAGGUGGCGGGCAGCCUGGUCAGAAAGUUUGCGAGGGCGGCCUUGGGGGCUAGGAGGGGGUGUAAACCCGAUGGAUUUACAAAGACGAGAUAUAGUCGAAGGGGAGACAUGCAUUUCAGCGGCAAUUUGGCGAUAGCUCUUGCCAUUUUGGAGCUUGACGAGGAUGGUGUGACGCGUCUCAGAAGAAAGGGACUUCAUGAUGGGAAUGGGAUAAUCAGCAGUCAAACACGUCUG